Athene cunicularia (burrowing owl) is the source of this 3629-nucleotide messenger RNA. It is a transcript of the gene CENPP, whose product is annotated as centromere protein P. The coding region runs from base 292 to 1155 and encodes 287 amino acids. Gene Ontology annotation, biological process: CENP-A containing chromatin assembly. The transcript has 9 exons. The record is from RefSeq and is a predicted model, not a curated record. Gene Ontology annotation, cellular component: chromosome, centromeric region; nucleus. Lineage: Eukaryota; Metazoa; Chordata; Aves; Strigiformes; Strigidae.
CGCGGCGCCGCUCGCCCUGGGCUACUCCGAGCGGCGUGCUUUGUGCCACCGGGGCAGUCCCUGGUCCCUGCGGGCCGUCACCCGUGUUUUGGGGCGGAGUGGGGCAGCACUGCCUGCUUGAGUCGCGUUUCCAGCGUUGUGAGGUUUGUAGGCUGCAAGGGAAGUAGCGAAACGCAGAUCCUCGCCAGCUCCUUUCUCACGAGCUCUUGAUUGCUUUUCCCAGCUCUUUUUGUGGUAGCGUAGAAACAGAUGCUUAGGGGUGUCUACGGGCAGUAACACUGAUUUUGAGAAAUGGACAACAGCAUUUGUCAAGUUUAUGAAGACAAAAUCCAGUCGCUGGAAGAAGAAAUUAAACUGUUGACUGAAAAGUAUGAAGAUUACCAACAGGAAUCUACCUUUUAUUCUGAUGAGGAGAUACUGAUGUCAAAAAAGUCAUUCCAAAGAGAAUUUUGGAGACCAUCUCAGGGAUAUGAAUAUCUACCAGACCUGAGAGAUCAACUUGAAAGUCUAGAAAUGGAUCUCUCAUUUAUAAUGAAGUUUACUGGUAUUCAUUUCACAAGUCAUUUCAAGAAAACUGUGGAAAAAACUAGAAACAGAACAGUGUGGAAGCACAGAUUAUCAGGGAAUUGCCAUUCCCUGUCUUUUCAAGUGGAAUUUCAGCUUCUUGAAGUGCAGAACAAAGAGAAUGUGUCUGUUGUUGUUAGUGAUCUCAGCGUUUUGAUGUCUUGUGGAGGCGAUUCCUAUGUGAGCAAGUUUGUGUCAAGCAUUGAAGAACAUGGAAAUCUUUUACAAUUUUUCAGAAGCCUUUCAUCUUAUGCUGAGUGGUAUGAACAUCGUAGAUGCACCUUUCUACAUUUCAAGGCCAAAUACCCCAAUUUUGUGGCCCUUCCAGAAGGACUGCUGGGACAUUAUAUAAUUCUAAGGAACCCCAAACCUUCCGGGUUUGAAUUAAUGGUUGUUUGGAAGAUACAUAUAGAUGAAGAAGGGAGAAUUACGCCUCUUCUGGACCUUCUGACUAAAGUACCAGAGCAAGUCCUGGCGUGGAAGAUGGCAGCUAUAGAAAAUGCACCCACUGGCUUCCGGAGCAUGCUGCUGCUGUUUGGGAUUGAGGCGGCUAUCGAGAACCUGAUCAAAGUGGUCAGCUUGGGAAAAUGAAUACCAGUCUGACUUACAACAGGUAGCAAUUUCAAAAGUAGUUUUAAUUAAGAUAUUGUGUUACAUGGUCUAUAAUUUUAUUGAAUAUAAACAUUAAGUUAUUUUCCAUUUAGAAACCAUACUCAUAAAACAUGCUAUCUGUACAAUUAUGGCACGUUAUAUAUAAAUUGUCAUGACAUGAAAAUAAAUACAGCCAUUUAAAUACAAAAAUGCCAAAUAAAAUAGUUACAUGUACAGAGUGAUUUCAUUAUAAAUUUAUCUUUCUGCAUCAUUAAUGUACCAGAGUGGUUUAUCUUCUUAACAUUUUCUAGAUACCUGGAAAGUGUUAAAAGAUCAUGCACUGUCAAAAUCAAGUCCAUAAAAAUCCAUUUCAUUUCACAGCUCUGUAAAAGUACAGUGAUCUUAAAAUGAUGAGAGAACAGUAAGAGACUCCCAGAACAAAGAGUUAAAUAGCUUUCUCAUUAAAUUAGGGUGGAAGUAGACAAUUUGACGAUUUCAAAGACAUACUGUGCUAAACAAAAAAGUAACUGUAUGAAGUAACUUUUUUCCAUGAUGUAAGUGUUGAGUAGAGACAGCAUUAAACUAAAGAAAGGACCACUACACUUCUGUAAAGAGAGAUGGACGAGUUAACUACUGCUCACAGCAGCACUUCCUUUUGAUUUCCUACUUCUAGGGGAGAUUCUAGUAGGUAACACAUUACAAAAGCAUCACAUUCCAUACACUCAUCCCUGAAGAAACAAAACAGAUUAGACAGAUGUCUUGUACUCUUCCCUCACAGUUACCAUCAGCAGAUCUGGGAACUCCCUGCAUUUUGAGGAGCCCCUGCUCUGCACUAGCUCUCACAACCGAAGCACCUUAUCCUCGCCAAAGCUCGAGGACUGUAAGUCACAUCCCCCACAGGGAGGGAGCGGCAGUGGUUGUUCCUGGAAUCAAGGGCCCAAAGACCCCCACUGUGGGCUCUAGGGUAACGUGAAGAACCUUCCUUUUCAAGUCUACAGCUGCUCUAACCACGCAAGCUGUACAACUGCCUGCUCUGUCAGUUAUGGCAAAAUAUUUUAUAGCAAUGGUGAAAUAGGUGGAGAAAUCAAGAACUAAAAUAAACAUACUGCUGCAAUACCAGAAUUUUAAUAAUCCACUAUUUGACCACUGAACUAGUCUCCUACUGUUCUGGCAGGUCAGGAAAAACUGACAGAUGAGAUUGGCUUCUGUCAGAAUCUACAGCUGAGCAAUGCCAGAGAUUCAGUUUUGAUAAACAGCAACUCUCUAAUAAAAUAUCUUAUUAGAUACAACUAAUAAUUUCAAGUUUGGAAUCCAGUAGACAGGCAAAAUUCAUCGCUACUUUACCCACUGACAUGUUACUGGUUCAGCCAGUUUUGUGUAACAUUAUUUCCUCUUCAGUGCCUCCUUGCGUGAAAAUGAAACUGGCUGAUCAGCAGAUACACUUCUACUUGUGUAUGAAAUGUGUGUAAAGUUACAGUAUAAAAACCUGAAAGCUUCCCAGCUGUGGACAAGUCCUUCCUUCCUCCCUUUGCCUAACAGCUGGAGGAUUUCCAGAUGUAAAAGCAGUGUGCUCUGCCCCAGGCUCUCUUUGGGAAGAGGGGUGGCCCAUGGCAGGGAGGGCAGCCUGUCUGCCCCCAGGUCACUGCCUGUGCUGUGGCUGGGUGGGGCCUUACUUUCUAGUUCAUGUUUCUUCCUUGAGUUGUGCCAAGAUAAAGGGUUUUCUGGUUUUGCUUGCUGAACUUCAGGUAAAAUGGAACGAUUCACACAUUACACUGAGAUCCCAAUAUAAAUAUAUUUUUAAAAUGUUAACCUACGCUAUUUUGAAAAAUAUUACCAGUAAGCACACACGGUAUCCAGGUAACAGCAGUUUCCUCCAGCUUGAGGAGCAGCUCUGCAUGUUUCAGGGUACAGGACGAGUGUCUGUCCAUUUGAUCACAUGACCCUUAGUCGGGGUGUUCCUGGAGGGUGGCUUUUACUGCACCAUCUCACAAGACUUCAGCUGCACACGCCAAUGUUUACAAAGGAACACCAUCGUUACAUUGCUGAAGUAGUGACACAAGCUCAGCUCCAGCACUCCUCCUGGGAGAGGGACCCCCUGCAGCUUCAGAAAAGCAGAUACUGUCACCCUUUUUACGUGUCACUAAAAAAGAAUGAGCCUGAAAGCAGCUGUUCAUGCUACACAGUAUGUGGGCUAUCAGUGAAAUAAUGCCAAUGCUUGACACCAUCUGCAAGACCUGAAAUAAUCUGUAAAACUCAGAAUAUAUUAUUCCUAUAGCUCAAUUUAAAUUAGGUAAGAGCAAGCUGUGGUUUCACCUUCAAUAGCAGCAUAUAAUGUAUAAGAAAAUAAAAGUCCAGUAUGUCAGACAAGUUAAGCCCAGCUAUCACAUAAAUCUCAAAGAUGCUUACCUUUAACCCUUUUCACUUCGUUUCAGAAGCUUUAGGUAGAGACCGGGUGAUAGCAAAAACUUCUGGAG